AUGUGAGGUAUUACGUCUCUAUGUGUCACAGGGAGUCUGGGCGAGUCUUGACUGCAGAUAUCGUCGAGUAUGCAACCAGGAUGCGCAUCAAUAUGAAAAGCAACCUUUGCGUUUCUAUAAGAGAUUUAUCAUGACAAGCGAGUGACAACAAAAAAAGGAAACUACACAACUAUAAAUAUCUCAGAGAGCUGACAUCAGAGACGAGUUUGGAUUUCAACCGUGGUCCACGUUGUUCUGGUCUUUAACCUCGGCUCAUUAAGUCUAAGGUCCGUCCUGACGUGCAGCCACCAUGUCGGGGAAGGAGCGCAGCCCCCGCCAUCGGCCGUGGUCGGUGUACCGGGCCAACACGUUUGAUCUCUCAGCUGAGAUGAUGGGGCUGGCUCUGUCAGGCAACAGUCAGGACCCGGAUGAGCCGGUGCUGGAGUUUAGUGUGGCCUGCAGUGAACUGGUCACUCCCGCUCUGGAUCGUAAGCCAACCAGCUUUGUAGCUGUAAGCUGUACUACGCCUCCCCAGGCCUUCUGGACCAAGCAUGCGCAGACUGAAAUCAUAGAGGGAACCAGUAACCCUAUAUUCCUCAGCAGUAUAGCCUUCUUUCAAGACUCUCUGAUCACUCAGCAGACUCAGGUCAAGCUUUCCGUCUACGAUGUGAAGGACCGUUCACAGGGCACGAUGUACAUGCUAGGCUCAGCAAUGUUUCCUGUGAAGGAGCUGCUGCAGGACAAACACCACAGACUGCACCUGACUCUCAGGUCAGCAGAAAAUGAGCGCGUGGGGAACAUCACUGUCAUCGCAUGGCAGAUCGAGGAGAAGCGUGAGCAGAGAGCCCCAGUCGCAAGGUUACAAAGAGGAGACACAGUUAAUGGAAGAAUGGUUCUCCCCGUUGAUGAAAGCCUGACUGAAUCCAUGGGCAUUAAAUCCAAGUCCUCAUCUCUGUGUAAAGACCCUCUGCUGAAGGCCGUGUUCGGAGGCGUUAUGUCACGGACGUACCGCUUCCCGACAACGGAUGGCAACCACCUUCGGAUCCUGGAGCAGAUGGCGGAGAGUGUGCUCUCCCUGCACAUCCCUCGGCAGUUUGUCAAACUGCUGCUGGAGGAAGACGCCGUCAGGGUUUGUGAGCUGGAAGAACUGGGUGAGCUUUCUCCGUGCUGGGAGAACCUCAGGAGGCAGAUCAUCACUCAGUAUCAGACCAUCAUCCUCACCUACCAGGAGACCAUUAGUGAUCUGCAUGAAUACAAGGGUCCUUCAUUCAAGUCUAGUACCUUGAAAGCUGAGAGGAAGUUGGAGUUCAUUCCCACUAACCUGCACAUCCAGAGGAUGAGAGUACAGGGCGAGUCUGGUUAUGACCGGACAUACGAUGUUGUGACUAUUGGUGCUCCGGCGGCACAUCACCAAGGCUUUAAAGGCUGCGGCCUCCGAAAACUUGUGCACAAGCUUGAAGAAGCCAGGAAGCAGACUUAUGGGGAGGAUAGUUCUCCUGGAUCUGGCUCCAAAGCGAUGGCGUACCUGCCUCAGGAUGUGACAAAAGCAAAGGAUCUGAUUGGUCAGAUUAACACUCUGAAGACACAGGUGUGUUACUACACAGAACGUCUGUCCCGAGCCGCCAAGGAGCGUUCAGCCAACGCUCUGGAGAGGACUCUGGCCAUCCUGACCGAGAAGACUCGGCAGCUGGUGACAGUGUGCGACUCUAAGCUGCUGUCGUCAGCCAUCGUGGCACUGGCAGCCGCCCGUCCAGAGUUCUCUCAACGAAGCACCCCGUCACCCUCCUCUUCUUCUCUAUCUCCUUCCUCUCGCUCGCCCUCCCGCUCGCCCUCUCGCCACCCCACCUCCCCGUCCCGCACUGCCACCUCGCCUUCUCGCCAUGCGCUUCCUCCAGAGGGCAUCGAAGGGAGUAAAAGCAAGCGUAUGUCCAUGCAGGCGGACUUGCACGAGGAGGAGUGGGAGAAGGUUUGGCUAAAUGUUGACAAGAGUUUGGAGUGUGUGAUCCAGAGGGUGGACAGGCUGCUGCAGAGAGACAAACUGGAGAGUGAUAGCAGCUCUGAAGAUGUUUUCCUGCUCGCCAACGAGGAGACAAGUAGCACUAAGAAAGAUAGCAGCCCAGAGGUAGAGAAGACUUCACCAGGUGAAUGGAGUGACAUUCUCUAUCCUCUCCUAACCACAUUGACCGACUGUGUGUCUCUAAUGAGCGACAAAGCAAAGAAGGCCAUGGUGUUUCUGCUGAUGCAAGACAGCGCCCCGACCAUCGCCAUGAGCCUCACCAUGCAGUACCGCCGCGACGUCGUCUUCUGCCAGACGCUAACAGCUCUGAUCUGCGGCUUCGUUCUCAAGCUGAGGAACAGUCUUUGUGACUCAGGUUUCCUCAGGCAGCUUCACACCAUCGGCUUAUUGGUGCAGUAUGAAGGCCUGCUCAGCACCUAUGGGGAGGAGCUCGCUAUGUUGGAGGAUAUGAGCGUCGGAGUGAUGGACCUGAGAAAUGUCACCUUUAAAGUCACCCAAGCGACUUCAGCCUUCAGCCCAGACAUGCUGCCGGUGAUCACAGGAAACAGGAACGGCUUUAACGUCAGGGUCCCUAUGCCAGGAGCCAUGUUUGACACGCUGCCGAGGGAGAUCCAGAACGGGAUGCUGCUGCGUGUUCAGCCCGUCCUGUUCAACGUGGGGAUCAACGAACAGCAGACCCUGGCUGAGAAGUUUGGAGACACUUCACUACAGGAGGUGAUCAACAUGGAGAGCAUGACUCGCCUCACCUCCUACUACGACCAGUUCAAAGAGGUUCUGCCAGAGGAUUGCCUCCCUCGCUCCCGCAGCACCACCGGUCUGCCCGAUCUGCUCAAAAUGCUGAGCCAGAAUGUCAAUGCCAAGAAAAGCAAAAAUGUGGAGAUUUUGUGGCAGGCGGCCGAGGCAUGCCGGCGCCUGAAUGGAGUCCGUUUCACCAGCUGUAAGAGCGCCAAGGACCGCACCGCCAUGUCUCUGACACUGGAGCAGUGUCAGGUCCUGCAGCAGGAGCACGGCCUCGCCCCGCAGGUCUUCUACCAGGCCUUGGACUGUAUGCGCAGUGAGGGCUGCAGGAGAGAAAACACCAUGAAGAAUGUGGGAUGCCGUAAAUACGCCUUUAACUCUCUCCAGCUCAAAGCCUUCCCUAAACAGUACCGGCCUCCAGAGGGGACAUAUGGGAAAGUCGAGACCUAAGUGGACUUCUGUACCUGGAGGAAACCAAAAAAAAGGACUAAAGAGAGGAUAAUGAUGAUAGCAUCACAUAGACAAACAUACCAACACAAACUGGAACAGCCCUUUGUUUUGUGCUUAGUCACUUUAAGAUGAUUACUGUCUAAGUGCCAGAGUAGAUUGUUUCAUAGCAGUUUCCUCUGUCUUAAAUAGUAGUACUAGAAUCACUCACUUUUCACUUCACGGCAGAAAUCAGUGACAGUGUGUUUCAUCAUUGCCAGGAGUAAACAACAGUGUUGGCAGCUGUGAACAGCAUCAGGGGGCAUAAGGCCAACCUUAAACGGAGUCAGUUUAACUAGAGUCACUGAAGAAAAUGUGAAAAUGUGUCCAAAGGUGACACAGCUCACAUAUCUGUACCUGUUGUAUCUGCUGUAAUUUAGUCUGGUCGUCAGCCAAAGGAUGAAACUGGUCAUAUUCUGCAUUUUUCUACCUGUCAGAAAACUCCAAAACCAGCAUUGAAUGCGUUCCUCAGCCACUGAAAGUCAACCCCAGCAAAUUCACUGUUUAUCCCUGUUUGAGUAACGUUUUCCACAACUAUAUAAAUUUCCAGUAAAUUAAAUAAAGUAAAUUUACUGAAUUACAAUUAUUUUUUAAGUUAGAAAAUAUUGAGAUAGGCUGACAUAUCAUCAAUUUUGGACUUUAAAUUCUUAUGAUUUAAAUUCUUAUUAUUCUAUUAUGAGAAGAACAAUGUAGAAUAAUAGCAGAAUCAGCCUUUAGGACAGUACGACACAGUCAACAAUGUGCAGUCAGUCAUUUUCAACCCAGAAUAUAAAUGUUUGUUGUAUUUGCAUUUAUAUAAUUGAUUAGUUCUCCCAGAAAGGACACAUUUCAACUCACUGGGAAAUCCUCAUAGCCAUGUCCUCAGUGUGCAGGUGUGUAAUUUUGCCAUUGGUAAUAACAUUAGUUCAUGUUUUUAGCCAUUUGGAGCUACACCUGCCUAAUGUAGCUUUAAAUCUGUCUGUAAAGGCGACACAUCAGACGAUUAUCCUUAUUAAACCUAAUGUCUUUGCCUGUUGAGACAUUUUCUGGACCUAAACUGCAGGACACUGGUGAAGACGAAGCACUUAUUUGGUUUGUUUUAGCACAUUUAGCUUGUUGUCUGUUUCCUCCACUGUCUCUGUUUCUUUCAUCUUCCUUCUAUCCUAUAAAUACUCAACAUUAUAACAAUUCCUACAAGCACAGGUCAAAAAGAAGAACAAAUCUGACACUCUGCUCUGGCAUUUGUAUUGUGUCAGUGUCAUAUCUAAUGUCAUAUCUGAGCUUUGUCUGAUGCUUUGUUGGGAGAAUCAAUGCACAAGUGGUUUGCAGACUGUUUUUACAGGGCUUUGGAAGUAGUCUAUCACAUUAUUCUACAAAUCCAACAUAUAUGUAUUGUUAUUCAAGACAUUUCUACAGAAUAAUACGUAGCACUAUAACAAAGCCCACCAGACAUGUUUUUUUUUAUUAUUAUUAUUAUUUUAAAGGUAUGAUCUCAGUUUUAUAGCCUAAUUAUGCACAAAUUUGACUGCAGUUGGAUGAAGACAUUAUUUUAACUUGCAUGAUGAUUGAAUAACCCUAUUGCUUUAUACUUCUGCAGCUGUAAACUGUUGCAAUUAAGAGCAUCCAUGUGCACUUGAUAAAUGUCUUACUAAAGAGAAAUAAUGCAUAUUGCAUUAUUGUACCUUCCAUUAGUAACACUUCUUCUGUUUUCAGUUUACCAGCUCCAGGUCUGAUAUAGGCCUGUCUUAUUGUAUAUUACCAGCAGAGACAGUGGAUUUUAUUUUGAAAAUGUACACAGUGUUAUUUUGCAUAGGUAUUUAUGUUGAUAUGAGUUUAGUCUAUUGUUACUGGGUGAAAUAUAAGCUUGUUCUGAUCAGUUGUAUAUGCACACAGAUUCAGCAGGGACAUUCAUGAAGCUGAACCCCACAAAGAUAUGAACAAAAAACUGGAUCAAUAAAGGCUUUUUGAAGACCAAGGA
Sphaeramia orbicularis (orbiculate cardinalfish) is the source of this 5177-nucleotide messenger RNA. RefSeq names its product inositol polyphosphate-4-phosphatase type I Aa (gene inpp4aa). The record is from RefSeq and is a predicted model, not a curated record. Gene Ontology annotation, molecular function: phosphatidylinositol-3,4-bisphosphate 4-phosphatase activity. Gene Ontology annotation, cellular component: cytoplasm. The coding region runs from base 290 to 3184 and encodes 964 amino acids. The transcript is spliced from 24 exons. NCBI's taxonomy places the organism in Eukaryota, Metazoa, Chordata, Actinopteri, Kurtiformes, Apogonidae.